Molecule: messenger RNA, 1763 nt
Organism: Peromyscus eremicus (cactus mouse)
Lineage: Eukaryota; Metazoa; Chordata; Mammalia; Rodentia; Cricetidae
Gene: Nsl1
Product: NSL1 component of MIS12 kinetochore complex
Exons: 6
Coding region: 22-867 (281 amino acids)
Biological process (GO): mitotic sister chromatid segregation
Cellular component (GO): MIS12/MIND type complex; kinetochore
Source: RefSeq, a predicted model, not a curated record
GCUUCAGUUCAAACCCGAGAGAUGGCGGGUAUUCCUGAAACGGUGCUGGUCUCCGCCUCGCAGGGUCAGGAUGCCCGGACCUCCUCAGACUCCCAGGCCUCGGCACCCGCCUCUCCGCUAGAGGACUUCCGAGUGCGCUGCACCUUGAAGAGGGCUGUGGUGGAAGUGAUGGAGCUGUGCGGUCGCUUCGUGCAAGAGCUCGGGGCCGCGCUGCCGGAGGACAUCCGAGAGCUGGCGCUGCGGGACGCGCAGUGGACUUUUGAGUCGGCUGUGCAGGAGAAUGUCAGCAUCAAUGGACAAGCCUGGCAGGAAGCUGCAGAUCACUGUCUUAUGGAUUCUGACAUCAAAGUGCUUGAAGAUGAAUUUGAUGAGCUCAUAGUAGAUGUGGCAACAAAACGUAGACAGUACCCCCGAAGGAUCCUCGAGAGUGUCAUCAAAACCCUGAAAGCUCAGCACGAGAUUCUGAAGCAGUAUCGCCCUGUUGUACCUCCUUUGGACCUGAAAUGUGACCCUGACCCAGCUUCUCAUGUGGAAAAUUUGAAAUGUCGUGGGGACGCCAUAGCUAAGAAAAUCAAUGACGCCAUGAAGGCUUUGCCUCUGCUAAUCGAACAAGGAGACGGCUUUUCCCAGGUCUUAAAGAUGCAGCCUGUCAUCCAGCUGCAGAGGAUCAACCAGGAAGUCUUUUCCAGCUGUUCCAGGAGAGCAGAUACCAAGCCUGACAACUCUGUAACACAAGUAGAAACCACACCAACUGAGACUGCAGCCAGGAAAGCCUCGAACAUAGUGCUGAAGAGAAAGCAUGUCCCAGACUGCUCCCAGAGACAGCGCUACCCGCUGCGGCCGAAGAGAAUUGAUCUGGAUGUAUGAGCUCUGUUUGUUUGGGAAUUGGAAGUCGGUGCUCUCAGUAUCCAGGUCACGGUCUGCUGCCCGGGGGACUUCAUUGAAAGUAACUGUGACUCUGUACAGGUGCAGUGCACUGUUCUGCUUGUCCUGGGCUGGGUCUCCCUCUGCGGUAGGUAAAAAGCCUGUGGAGUAUUGCACAGACCUGUCAGUGUCCUCAGAUGCUAUCAGUGCCAGCUGCCUUGCAGCCUUCGAGGCAUCCCAGGGGGACAUGCUCUGAGGGGUUUUCUUGAUGUGCAGCUUUCACUAUGUGCGAGGCCGUGAGGUGGUUCUUGGAGGCUUGCAGACUGGUGUUGGCUCUGCACAGCAGCCCGCUCGUUGCUAGUCCAGUUCAUCAGAGGAACACACAGAAGAUGGGCCUGGCCUUGGUUUUGUUCCACGGGCACUUAAUUCACAAUUUUAGGGUUUUGUUUUGUAAGAUAAAGGAGAAGGCUAUUAUUUGUGUAGGAAAUUAAUUUUUUUGUCUGCCUGUUUUCAAGACAGGGCCUCUCUGUGCAGACUUCACUCUGUAGACCAGGCUGGCCUUGAACUUAACAGGGUCCACCUGUCUCUGCCUCCUGAGUGCUGGGAUUAGAGGUGUGUGCCACCAUCGCCCAGCUGUGCAGGAAAUAUUCUUAAAAAGAAAACCUGAGGCUGGAGCCUCUGUUUCUUCCCUACGCUUUCAUUUCCAUAGGUCUUUGAACAUAAUUUGUCUGGGAACUGAUAGUUUCUUUUAAAGUCCUCAUUUCUAAAUAGAUCCUUCCAGUUCAAAGUGUAUAUAAAUUAGGGUUGAUUGGCAUGCUCCAGUUAAAGACAUUUGUUAUCCAAUAUAACAUCAGACCUAAAAGGGGUCUCAGCAAACUUACACUCUGAGAUUUGGCCAC